AUGAAAUAUGUCUUCGCUACGAUUGUGCUCGCCCUUGGGACAGUCCCAGUUGGAACCGACAUUUUCAACUCUGUACGCUCCUCACUCACGUUCGUGGAUAGUUCGCAGUUUGUUGGAUGCGUAUACUCCAUCAACAUACCGCCGAAGCUGAACACAACCCUAAUUGCUGCUGACGUUAUCGUCCUUGUUCUGACAUGGGUCAAGUCAUUCGCGCACUGGCGCGAGAUGCAACGACUCAACCUCACAUCUUCUAUUACUGCUGUGUUACUCAGAGACGGCAUGAGCAUUCUGCAGCUUCUAACCUACUCGAGUGGUCCCGCAGAAGGUGGCACUUAUGCGACCAGCUUUGUCAAGUAUAUGCCUCCGUUGUUGAUCCAACGCUUCAUCCUCAAUCUCCGCCAGCUCAACUCCACCGCUCAGGCCAGUGAAAACAACUCGGAUGCCCAACACUUUUCGCGCUUCUCUGUCAGCUUCAGGGUGCCCUCCGACUUCCUUGGGAAUAUUGGCGAGCCUCUGGACCGUGGACCAUCAGAGCCACUCGGAGCCGAAGAAGAUGGCGACCCCGGCCAAUAUUCUGAGGCAAGGGAGACACAGGACGGACUCGAUGGGGGUCUCGCACAUCAGGCGAGCCCGUCGAAUACGCGCAGAGAAGAGCAGACGGAAGCCGGUAUUGUUUCGGUGCCGCGGUACACCGGACGUGAGAGCGAAGAGGACGACAUCGGGUCGUCUGCUCCUCCGCGCGCAAUGAUGAUUGGACCUUCUACGGUUGCAGAUUAGG
Messenger RNA from Phanerochaete carnosa HHB-10118-sp, 778 nucleotides. RefSeq lists its product as uncharacterized. The record is from RefSeq and is a predicted model, not a curated record. The transcript is spliced from 6 exons. Bases 1 to 777 code for a protein of 258 amino acids. NCBI's taxonomy places the organism in Eukaryota, Fungi, Basidiomycota, Agaricomycetes, Polyporales, Phanerochaetaceae.